Notolabrus celidotus (New Zealand spotty) is the source of this 2244-nucleotide messenger RNA. RefSeq names its product relaxin family peptide receptor 3.3a2 (gene rxfp3.3a2). Bases 27 to 1178 code for a protein of 383 amino acids. Gene Ontology annotation, biological process: immune response; G protein-coupled receptor signaling pathway. NCBI's taxonomy places the organism in Eukaryota, Metazoa, Chordata, Actinopteri, Labriformes, Labridae. The record is from RefSeq and is a predicted model, not a curated record. Gene Ontology annotation, molecular function: G protein-coupled receptor activity. The transcript has a single exon. Gene Ontology annotation, cellular component: membrane.
GUGCGCGCAGGUUAUUCACUUUAAAGAUGGAUGUAAAACUGAAUUACAGCGGAGCAAUAAACCGAAGUACUCCUGGUUAUGACAAAUUCAGCUUUGAAGACAUCGACGUGAGCGCAGACGGCGCCUUCAUCCUGAGGAUCCUUAUCUCUGUUGUUUACUCUGUGGUGUGCGCGAUGGGUUUGGUGGGGAAUCUGCUUGUCUUUUUCUUAAUGAGGUUACGACAAGGUCGAAAAAAGUCCAGUAUCAACUUCUUCAUCAUUAACUUGGCAGUGACAGACUUCCAGUUCGUGCUCACUCUGCCCUUCUGGGCCGUAGAUACCGCGCUAGACUUCAGCUGGCCAUUUGGAAACGCCAUGUGCAAAAUCAUCCUCUCUGUCACUGUGAUGAACAUGUACGCGAGUGUGUUUUUCCUCACUGCUAUGAGUGUGACCCGAUACUGGUCGGUGUCCUCUGCCCUGAAGAAGAAAGCGUGCAGGAGGUCCCGGUGUGUGAGUGUGAAGUGGAUGUGCGUGGUGCUGUGGGUGGCAGCGACGGCGGCCACAGCUCCAACUACAAUCUUCUCCACUGUGACUGUGGUGGCAGGGGAGAAACUCUGCCUACUCAGGUUUCCUGAAGGGCACGACUGGCUCGCGCUCUAUCACAUCCAGAAGAUACUGAUAGCCUUCAUCAUCCCUAUGCUCAUUGUCUCUGUGAAUUACCUGAUGCUCCUGCGCUUUGUUAGACAGAGGAGCAUGGACAGCACCAACCGGAGACGCAGAAGUAGAAUCACAAAAUCUGUCACUAUCGUGGUUUUGUCUUUUUUCUUCUGCUGGAUGCCAAAUCAUGCCAUCACAUUCUGGGGUGUGUUGGUCAAAUUUAACGCGGUAAACUGGGAUAAAUCGUACUACUUGGUACACACGUAUGUGUUUCCGGUCACUGUGUGCUUGGCACAUGCGAACAGUUGUUUGAAUCCGGUGCUUUACUGCCUGAUGAGGCCGGAGAUCAGGAAGAUGCUCAACAGUUUAGUUUUCAGAGUCUCCACUCCGUCCCACAAUAAGGGUGGCACCACGCGCUCUUUUACGCAAGGAGAUACUCAAGGAGUCGCACCUCUUCACAUUAUGGACAACGGAGAGUACAAGCUGUCUCAUAUGGACUCUAAAGGGUUAUCGGGCUCCAAUCUGAUCCCAUAUACCAGAUAACUUCUGUAUGAUGAGAAAUACUCCAGAGGCUUUGGUCAAUCAUCUCUGAACUGGCAUUAGUCGUGCGUAAUGACGACCGCGAUCAUGUGGCACGAGUGUGCCAGUCUGAACAAUUUACAGACUCACACGAAAGAUGAACGUCCUAUUACAUGGCCGGGAUCAUGACAUGUACUGCUUAUGUAUGAUGACAAGUACAGACUGGAACAACUGCAAGAGUUGUCAGAAGAAAUGCAGCUAUUGCAAAUGUUACAGUGAAAAAAAUAUGAAAUGCAUUGUAUAUAUUUUUUUGUCAGUAACUGCUUUUAAAUGCAGCUGUUCGUUUUUCUUUUUCACCUCAAGUUUGUGAUGUUUCUUUUAAUCUGAAAGCGAGAAGCCACGAGGCAUCUGAGAAAAGAAAGAUAAGUACACAAGGAGCUGAAUGGAUGCUUUGAUAAGAGAGCUCCCUGCAAAGCUGAGUGAUAUCUUUUUAUAAAAUACUAUUAAUGGAUAAGAAGAAUCAAAUGUUUGCAUUGUGUUUAUUCACGUUUUUGUAAAGUCUCUGUAAACCAGAUUGUAAAUAUGAAAUAUUUAUUUUGGCCUUUAUUUAAAUAACUACAGAUUCCAGGUACAAGUGGCAACGAUUCUGACACAUCAUUAAUGCUCAAUGGACCGACGAGCAGCCUCUAUUCUGUAUUGUUUGUUUUAAUAUGCUAUCUAUAAAAGGUCUUAGCUGGUUUCUGUCUUCACCCAUUGGAAAAACAGAGUAUAUUUUGUAUUUUUCUGUCACAUUCUUGGUUUUUAUAAGUUUCUUUUAUAAUUAAAACGUGACUGUGGACAGUUUUUCAUCACAUAGGAUCAAUCAGGUGCAUUUCUAAGAAGAGAUUAUUUUUUAAGACCAGAAAUGAUGAUACAAUUGUUUGAAAAAGUGCACAAAUAAAGAGAGAGAAUAUGAUUCACAGACAGUUAAAUCAAGAUUCAGAUGCAUUUAUGCAGUGUUUGACUGCUGAAUUACAUUCUGUGGCUCAAAGCCCCCUUUCAUUCUGUGCAACAUGUAUUGCUAAUCUAAAUAAAUGUCCAGUUGAACAUA